UACAGCCCAGAUAACGAGAAGCUGAGCCAAAUCUCAUAUCGGUAUCUAGUCAGAUGCUCAUCAGCUUAUGUAUGGCUCUGCCGUUUCCGAUGAAAGCUUCUUGAGAAGAACAGAGUCAUGUCGUGGGGGCCUGUGGCCUCGCAGCUCUGUCUGUUGUCACAGCUGAAGGAGCGCUCAGUUGGCGAUAAAGUGAGAUUCUUGGGAUGCGUUAUCUCAUAUGAUACUUCUACGGCGUGUCUCAAUCUAGGACACAUGUACCCGCCCGGAACUGACGAGACUGUGCUGGUGGACAUUGAGCUCGUUCUUGAGACUAUCCAGCCCGGAUUAACACAGGUCGGGCAUUGGGUUAAUGUUGUGGGGUAUAUCGUUGAGGGGAACAAGUCAGGUGUGCAGAAGCCAUUAGGAGAAAAGGGGUCUCCCAGACAUAUUCAAGCGCUGUUAGUAUGGCCGACGGGACCCUUGGAUGUUGGGAGAUAUGAGAAGAGCCUGGAAGACCCAGCAGCACGGCCUUGAUUGAUACGCGCUGCCUAGAUCUGAAACCUGUCGGAUCUAGUGGGCACCUAUGAACUCUGGGGAGAUUCAAGCAGCCUAAGCCUUAGUGGAGGAGGGGAGUCUCUAUGCAUUGAUCCCGCGUCUAUUAGCCAGGCACUGCCUACUGUACGUUGUCUUGACACAGCAAACAAAACGAAACAAUGGCGCCUCAGAGUGCUGCUAGCAGGCGAAUGGAGGAAUGUCAGGCCACGAGACGCGGUGGGGCGCAUAAACGCAC
Trichoderma asperellum CBS 433.97 is the source of this 769-nucleotide messenger RNA. RefSeq lists its product as uncharacterized. Gene Ontology annotation, biological process: telomere capping. Lineage: Eukaryota; Fungi; Ascomycota; Sordariomycetes; Hypocreales; Hypocreaceae. Gene Ontology annotation, molecular function: single-stranded telomeric DNA binding. Gene Ontology annotation, cellular component: CST complex. The record is from RefSeq and is a predicted model, not a curated record.